AUGUUUUGUGGAACAGGAAACUUUUCUCAUGUGGAUGAAGAUCCAUCUGCACCAUCAACACCAAAAGAAUCAAAGAAGAAGAACAAGAACCCAUACUCACAAAGAGGUUUAGAUAAGUUCUCUGCUGUGAUGGCUGAGUUAGAAGCAAAGAAGGAGAAGAUCAUGGCCAAGUCUGGCUCCAAAGACACUGCCAUGGUGAAGUUCAUGUAUAGCAACUCUAAUGAUUGGGUUCCCAUCAUCAUCAAACUCAAGGAUGACAAGAAAAAGCCUUUGACAAAGAUAUCGGUGCCCGAAUCACCACCGUCACCGGUUAAAGAGCAACCGGAGGUUGUUCCGGUGCCGGAGAAGUGUAAGGUGGCUGAGAAAAGGUGUAGUUUGGGGAGAUGGAGAUAUCAUUAUUGGUCAAUGGUUAUGGUUUUGAUUCUAUUUAGUUUAGUUUUGUUUGGGAAGGUGUUUGCUAUUUGUUGCACUUCCAUUUGGUGGUAUUUGGUGCCUUCCAUGCAUGAUGGGACUAAUGUUAGAAGGAGGAAGAAGGAUUAUGGAAGAAGGUUGAGUGAUAAGAAGUUGGGAGAGGCUUCAUCACCCAAACAUUUGGUGAAUCAUAGGAGAGGAUGA
Dioscorea cayenensis subsp. rotundata (Guinea yam) is the source of this 615-nucleotide messenger RNA. RefSeq lists its product as uncharacterized. Lineage: Eukaryota; Viridiplantae; Streptophyta; Magnoliopsida; Dioscoreales; Dioscoreaceae. The coding region runs from base 1 to 615 and encodes 204 amino acids. The transcript has a single exon. The record is from RefSeq and is a predicted model, not a curated record.